Falco peregrinus (peregrine falcon) is the source of this 3571-nucleotide messenger RNA. It is a transcript of the gene ECM2, whose product is annotated as extracellular matrix protein 2. The record is from RefSeq and is a predicted model, not a curated record. Lineage: Eukaryota; Metazoa; Chordata; Aves; Falconiformes; Falconidae. The transcript has 11 exons. Gene Ontology annotation, cellular component: extracellular matrix. Gene Ontology annotation, biological process: extracellular matrix organization; positive regulation of cell-substrate adhesion. The coding region runs from base 493 to 2550 and encodes 685 amino acids. Gene Ontology annotation, molecular function: protein binding; collagen V binding; heparin binding.
ACUAUCUCCAUUCUUUUUUAAACAGCCCCAGAUAAACUACAGAAGUUUAGUAUUUCUUCUUUUGACUUUGCAAAGCAAAGCACAGUAGAAACUGAAUGACUAUUUUGAGAGACAAUGUGUUUUCCCAGUAUCUUUCCCCCACAUACCGGCUAACAAUUAUGGUUAACUCAACGGUUAUACCAUUCCACGACUAUCUGUCUAAACAUUACUCAGAGUAUGAAUUCAAGCAAACGAGAAAUUUUUAAGAACUCAGACAACUCCAUCUACCAGGUAAAUUUGCCAUUUCUGAAGCUCAGCAGACUCGCCAUCUCAUCAAACACUGACACUCUGCAGAAGCCCAAUCUGGGGAUGAAGGAAACUGCUCCGCUGGCACACGAAGGACUUGUGAUAUCACUGUGAUUUUGUUUCAUUUGCAACUGGAGACUAAAUGACACCAAGCAGAAUCUGCUGUUAGGUUAGAUUACAAGGAUACCUUCCGAGACACACAAAAACAUGCAGGCUAUAUCAUUAGUCUAUUAUUUCCUGCUUGUCUCUCUGUGCAUUGAUUUUUCUCAAAAUGAAACGAGUGCACUUGUCAGGAGGCAAAGGAGAAGGAUGCACUACAGAGGACCGAGAAGGAGCUCCUCAGCAGGGCACAGGUCCCCGAGACAGCCAAGGAUGAAGCCUCCAGCUCCUGCUGCUGUAGCACCCAGCAUACCUCUUCUUAAUGUUGAUGACGGUGUUAUGGGAGUGUUUGACUCUCUCAUCGGUUUGGGUGAACAUGAGUCUAGUUACAGUGUCCUACCAGGAAAGAAGGGGCACUGCAUAGCUAACGGGAUGAUGAUGUAUGAUAAAGCUGUCUGGUCUCCCAAGCCCUGCAUUACCUGUCUCUGUUCAAAAGGAGAAGUGUUAUGUGACACAACCAUGUGCCACCCUUUGAAAUGUCCCAAAACUAUUAUACCUGCAGGAGAAUGCUGCCCAGUUUGUUCUGAUACUGACUCCUCUUUGGAUUCAAGUAUUAUUUCACUGGAUGACAUAAGUGAAUUGUCUGGCGAUUCUCCAGAACCCAAUGACCUUGACAACGCCAAUGUAUUGUCAUCAUCACCUACUCAAACAGAAAAAGAUGAGCCACUCAGAACAGAAGUGGUAGAGUUUAAAGGGAAAGAUGGUCAUAAAAAGGAUAAAAAGAAAAGAAAAAGGAAAGGCAAAAAAAAUCGACGGAAGCAUAAAUCCCACCACAGAGAAGAGCAGCUUAUCUCAAGAAAGGAAGCUACAGAAGAAGAAGAAGAAACACAAUACGAAAGUGAUGGAGAUGAUGGUACUUUCAUCAGAAUGCCAUCUCAUUUCCCAAUUCCUGUUCCACCCAUAGAAGCUCCUCCUUUGCCAGCUGGAUGUUCCACCUCGGACACCACAGUAAGCUGUAUUAAUGCCAAACUUACACAAAUACCACCCAUCUCAGAUCCAGAUCUAACAAGUCUAGACCUUACAGGAAAUAGUAUCACUACUAUCUCAGAUGAAGCAUUCAAUGGGAUACCUAAUUUGGAAUGGAUCGAUCUGAGUAAAAAUAAUAUUACCUCUCCUGGCAUAGGUCCACAAGCAUUCAAAAUCCUGAAAAAGUUAAAACGUUUGUAUUUGGAUGGAAAUAUGCUGGUACAUAUUCCCUCUGAACUGCCAUCAGCUUUGGAAGAAAUAAAAAUAAAUGACAACCACCUUCAUGCCAUUGAUGAAGAUGUCUUACAAGAUUUAAAGAACUUGGUCACCCUGGAAUUAGAAGGAAAUAAACUUAGUGAAGCAAACGUCAGUCCUUUGGCCUUUUAUCCUUUGAAAAGUCUCUCUUAUUUGCGACUGGGAAGAAAUAAAUUUAGAAUUAUCCCACAAGGUCUUCCUGCCACUCUUGAGGAGUUAUACCUUGAACAUAAUCAAAUUGAAGAAGUGUCAGAAAUCUGCUUUAACCAUACAAGAAACAUAAAUGUCAUUGUGCUAAAGCAUAACAAAUUAGAAGAGCACAGAAUAGCACCUUUGGCUUGGAUAAACCAAGAGAACUUGGAAUCGAUUGAUCUCUCUUAUAAUAAGUUAUAUCAUGUUCCCUCCUAUCUGCCAAAAUCUUUACUACAUCUGAUACUUAUAGGAAAUCAGAUUGAAAGAAUUCCAGGAUAUGUCUUUGGUCACAUGAAGCCAGGGCUGGAGUAUCUCUACCUGUCCUUUAACAAACUUACUGAUGAUGGAAUAGAUCCAGUAUCAUUUUUUGGAGCAUACCGCUCUCUCAGAGAGUUAUUUUUGGAUCACAAUGAAUUAAAGUCUGUACCAUUUGGAAUUGAUGAAAUGAGAAAAUUACGUUUUCUAAGACUGAACAAUAAUAAAAUCAGGACAGUCCCUCCAGAACGCAUCUGCAGGACUCACAUCAAUGAUGAUGAUCAUGACCACAGUGAAGAGGAGGAAAAUGAAGAUUCACAUUUGGAACAUGUUCAUCUUGAAAACAACUAUAUCAAUACGAGACAGCUAUCACCACAUGCAUUUUCAUGCAUAAGAUCCUAUUGCAGUGUUGUUCUUAAACCACAGAAGAUCAAAUAAACACCCAAACUUUUACCCGGCAACCCCCACCUCUAGAAAUACAGCUUUAUUUAUUCUCUACUACUAACAGGUCUGCUUAUUUCUGAUUUAAACCCUUCUUACUACUAUAAAUAAGAUACAGUAUAUUACAUACUGAAGUAAGGUAGUAGUGUAUUUCUUAAUAUUGUUUCAGUAUAAAAACAUUAAAUGUAAAAAUAGAAGCUCAAGUUUAUGUCAUAAAUUUUUAUUUCUAUUGACAGAAAUUCUUAAACACAAUAGAUCAAACGGUGUCCCUGAUAAACCCUCCACAUGAUCAGAUUUUAGAAAAGAAGAAUAUAACUAAACUUUCAGCUUGGUCCUGUCUUAUUCGAUUAACUGAAUUUACAACAUUUUAAAUGGUACCAACAGCUUUUAAAAAGAUACAAAUACCAGUCCUUGAGCCCCAUUCAUUUCUACAACAUACAGUUUGCUAGAUUUUUAUGCUAUAUAGGAUCAGGAUCAUGCUGCCCAUUUCAGGGACUAAUUAGACUUUCUCAAAACUUCAAAAUAUUCAGUUAGGAGUUAUUUGAAAGCUUCUAGAUAGUCAGAAAUUACCACUUCAGAGACAAUGUUGAUAAAGCAGUUUCAGUAAUACCUUUGAUAUGAAUGUCUAUCAUAGUAAGCGGUUACUUAAAUAGAUCUCUGUUUCCCUAGAAAGGAGUUCAGUCUCUUGAAGAUUUAUUUUUUUUAAUGUCCGAGUUCAAAGAAAAGAAGCAUUUUUAAUAUUCCACUCCAGAUUUUAAUAAUAUAUUCUUUCUCUAAAGUGGCAAAAAAUUUGAUAAAGAGUAGUUAAUAAUUUUGUUUUAAAGAACAAUUUCAAUAAAACUUGAAAGAAAUUCUAACAUCUUCCUUGAACUGAACAGUCCUUUCUUAUAAGACUAGGCUGGUGGUAAGAAGUGAUUACAGAUGACUGGCAAGUCAUUAUUUAUUCUUCACGCAAUUACUUUCCACUUUCCCCUGGGCUAUUCUGUGAUGCAUUAAAAAAAAAAAAAGUAAAAAGAAA